AUGUCUUCGCGAUACAGGUACACUACGUUGAGUUACGUAUGGGGAGGCAACACACGAAAUAGGAGCCUCAAUACUAGGGCCGCCGUCGGCCAUCUACGAAAGAAGGGAAGCAUUCGUCAUGAUAACUUUACACUUCCUGGCACCAUUCGAGAUACAAUUGACUUGUGCCAUCGACUGGACGUCGGAUACUUGUGGAUCGACUCGCUCUGUAUCACUCAAGAUGACAAAGCAUCGAAAGAUGUGCAGAUUCAACAUAUGGACGCUGUCUAUCGGUCAGCUACCUUCACAAUUGUGGCUGCGAGUGGCCAGAAUGCCGACACGGGACUGCCGGAGCUCAAUAUCUCCAACCCACGGCGUAUCUGUCAAGAGUCCGCUGAAAUUGAUGGCCUGCCUCUUAUCCGCAGACCUCCUCGGCCAACCAUUGAAGACGAAAUAUGGGCCAUUCGGGCUUGGACAUUGCAGGAGGAUUAUCUGUCUCGCCGGAAAUUAAUAUUCUGCGAUAAUCUUGUCGUGUUUCGAACGUCCUAUGAGAAGGAAUGUUUUGACUUGGAGGAGAACGCCCACCCUCUCAUAGCUAGUGUUAUGCGAUCGGUGGAGUCUCGCAUCCAGGGUGCCACCUCCAACAAUGAGGGCAGACCUACAGCUGUCUUUCUGGAAUACGAAUCUCUCGUGGAAGACUACUCAAAGCGACGCCACACCGAUAGCGGCGAUAUAAUCAAAGCAUUUAGCGGCUUGCUCCGGCAUCUCUCAGUGAAAUAUCAAACCAGCUUCGUUCAGGGCCUUCCUGUGUCGUCUUUGGAAGUUUCCUUGUUGUGGCUACCCACUUCCCAAGUCGUCCGGGGAACAGAUCCAAGCUCGGGCACAGUCGUCGCCCCCAGCUGGUCCUGGGCCGGGUGGGAUGACAGCGGAGUUCAAUACGAAUUAAUAGACCCCGUCCAUGUUGGUAGAAUAACCUGGGAGGACGCUGAGAUUGCAAAGUUAUGCCAAGGGAUCUACCCAGCACAUAUUAGGCAAAGGGGAGGGAAAUUUUGCCGGGGCUGUCUGUCUCCACGAUCCGGACACAAAUCCUGA
Messenger RNA from Ilyonectria robusta, 1071 nucleotides. Its product is annotated as heterokaryon incompatibility protein-domain-containing protein. Lineage: Eukaryota; Fungi; Ascomycota; Sordariomycetes; Hypocreales; Nectriaceae. The transcript has a single exon. Bases 1 to 1071 code for a protein of 356 amino acids. The record is from RefSeq and is a predicted model, not a curated record.